Budorcas taxicolor (takin) is the source of this 1950-nucleotide messenger RNA. RefSeq names its product store-operated calcium entry associated regulatory factor (gene SARAF). The record is from RefSeq and is a predicted model, not a curated record. Gene Ontology annotation, cellular component: endoplasmic reticulum membrane. Gene Ontology annotation, biological process: regulation of store-operated calcium entry. NCBI's taxonomy places the organism in Eukaryota, Metazoa, Chordata, Mammalia, Artiodactyla, Bovidae. The transcript has 6 exons. Bases 155 to 1162 code for a protein of 335 amino acids.
CGCACGGACUGUUCUUGCGGCAGCGACUCUGCAGCAGAUCGGCCUUUCUCGGCGGCCCGAGCCACCGGCGUCAGUGCGUAGCCGCGCGUGGACACCUGCAGCUCCGGCUCUGGCCUGCGAGCCCGGCUGCCGCGCGCCAUCUUCGUCCAGCGCCAUGGCGGCGGCCGGCGGGCCGGCAGCGGCCGGACGCUGCGCUCCGUCCAGCCUCCUUUUGUUCCUGCUGGUCGUGGGCACAGCCCGGUGCUGGGACGAACGCGACAGAAUAUUGUUGCGGGACAUAAAAGCUCUCACCCUCUACUAUGACCGCUAUACCACGUCCCGGAGGUUGGAUCCCAUCCCACAGUUGAAAUGUGUGGGAGGUACAGCUGGAUGUGACUCUUACACCCCUAAAGUCAUACAGUGUCAGAACAGAGGCUGGGAUGGUUACGAUGUACAGUGGGAAUGUAAGACUGAUUUAGAUGUCGCAUACAAAUUUGGAAAAACUGUGGUGAGCUGCGAAGGCUAUGAAUCCUCUGAAGACCAGUAUGUACUUAGAGGUUCCUGUGGCUUGGAGUACCAGUUAGAUUACACGGAACUGGGCUUGAAGAAGCUGAGAGAGUCUGGAAAAGAGCAUGGCUUCAGCUCAUUCUCUAACUACUAUAACAAGCUGUCCUCCCCAGAGUCUUGUAGCCUCAGUGGAGUGGUUACCAUCGUGGUGCUGCUUGCUCUUGCCUUUGGAGUUUAUAAAUUCUUCCUCAGUGAUGGUCACGAGUCACCUCCACCAUAUUCUGAGGAUCCUCCAUAUUCCCAUCGUUACCAGAGAUUCGGCAGCUCGGCCGGGCCUCCUCCUGCAGGCUUUAAGUCUGAGUUCACAGGACCGCAUGGUGCAGCUGCCGGUUUUGGCAGUGCUUUUCCCGGACAGCAAGGGCAUGACCGUUCAGGACCGGGGUUCUGGACUGGCUUGGGAACCGGAGGGAUAUUAGGAUAUUUGUUCGGCAGCAACAGAGCGGCAACCCCCUUUUCAGACUCGUGGUACCCAUCCUAUCCUCCGUCAUACACCAGCACGUGGAAUAGCCGGGCUUACUCACCACUUCGGGGAGGCCCUGGAAGCUAUUCAGCAUGUUCAAGCUCAGAGCCAAGAACCAGAACAGCAUCAGGAUAUGGUGGAACCAGAAGACGAUAAGAGAGUUAAAAGUUGGGGUCAAACACUGGACGCAAAUGUUCUGAUGUUUCAUCACUUUCUCUUAUAAAACGUGCUCCCUACUAACAGCUGGGGAAAGGGAAUAUGCAGAAGUUCUGUGGUGUUGUCCUGUAUGGCUUUCUGUAUCCUGUUAUUUGAGGCUAAGAGUGACAUAUGACAGAAUGCUUCUGUAGACAACUGUAUGUAUGUGUAACACGCAGAUGUGUAUUAUAUUUGAAAGUGAUGACUCCUGUGGAAUGCUAGGAAUGUAUUGUGUAGUUUCUAAAACCUGUGAUGCUGUAAGAAUAAUGAAGGCUUUAUACCAGUAGACACUGAAUCAGAAAUUUUCAGUUUAAGUGGUUUUAGAUGUUGAUUCAUUAUUAUCAUAGAAAUGAUAAUAAGCUAUUUGGUAUGUAUUAUUGAGUGUUUGCUGUUCUCCAAACAUUUAAACCAAGCUUUGGACUGCUAAUUAUACUUUCUUGUAUGUUUUGAUCACUUCUGAGCUGAGGAGCUUUGAAUCUGUCAGUGGUAGGUGGGGUUCUGGUAAAUGAGAAUUACCUUUUUUUUAGGAAAAGGUGGAAAAUAAGUAUCCAGAAGGUUGUCAUGAAUGACUGUGCUGACAAAAAUGCUUGAAACCUCCAUAUUCAUUUUUUAAAGAAGGAAAGUUCAAGUGCUUCAAAGUUUUCUAAUAGCAGAAGCAUGCAGUUUUCUGUGGAAUCUCAAAUGUUGUAUAGCAGUCUGUUUCAAUCUUACAUUAAAAUGACAGAAAAAAUAAAAACAAAGGGUUUUGU